UCCCUGAUCCCUUUAUCUGCCCCAGCCUUCAAGGCCCAGCACAGCCAUGGACAAUCAGCUCUUGCCAGUGCUGCUGCUGCUCCUUCUGGGGGUCUCAGGCCUAUGUGGACAGAGGCAAGGGCCUGAGGGUCCCUCAGAGGAACUCCCUGAGGAGUCCCCUGGGGAGGAAGUCCCCAAGGAGGAUGGGAUCUUGCUCCUGAGCAACCAUACCUUGAGCCUGGCACUACAGGAGCAUCCAGCCCUGAUGGUGGAGUUUUGUGAGUGCUUGGGAUAGCCCAGGGAUUUAGGCCACAACUUCCUGGACUUGGGCCUUUCUGUGGGCACUCUGACCCCCGAGCCCUGUUCCUGGGAGGACCCUGGACAGGAGGCUUUUGUGCUGAGCUGGGCUUAGGGGUGGUCCAGACAGAUUAGGCAGUGGUGGUAGUGUAGGGGGGACCCUGGGGACAGGAGGACAGCUACACUCUCCUGGUCUACCAGUCAAUGCUAUAUAUUAAUGUCACCAUCUUCAAGGCCUCUUCUCCAAAUGGCUCGUGGCUGGUCCUUUGGUAAAAGUACAGCGUCCAGGCUAGGUGGCCCACGCAGGUCCCUCUGGCAUAUGUGACUGUGGUUUCUUAUAGCCCUUUACAAAUGUUGAAGCCAUUCUUAGCUGGCAGGUCUCAGCAAGCAGCCACAUGUGGCCCUGAGUCUGGAAGCAGGAUUCUUUUCAAACUCUCAAAUCUCACUGGGCCUGCACCUGGAGUCUCUAGGGUCUGGCACCCAGGUGUCCUGGUGACCAAUGCCCUGGGUGGGCCCCUGCCCCCCAGGGAGGGUGUGAACAGAACACACUUGCUUCCUGCUGGACCUGGUAGGGCAGGGCUGGGGCUGUGAAAGACUGAUGCACUCACAGCCUCAUCCUCCAGAUGCCCCAUGGUGUGGCCACUGCAAGGCACUAGCCCCUGAGUACAGCAAGGCAGCAGCCCUGCUGGCAGCAGAGUCAGCUGGGGUCAUGUUAGCCAAAGUAGAUGGACCUGCGGAGCCAGAGCUAACAAAGGAGUUUGGCGUGGAAGGGUACCCCACGCUCAAGUUCUUCCAGAAUGGCAACCGCACACACCCAGAAGAGUAUACAGGGCCUCAGAAGGCUGAAGGUAUUGCUGAGUGGCUGAGGCGACGGGUGGGGCCCAGUGCCAUACGUCUGGAGGAUGAGGAGGGUGUCCAGGCACUGAUGGACACUCGGGAUAUAGUAGUCAUUGGCUUUUUUCAGAACCUGCAGGAGCAGAACAUGGCUACCUUCUUGGCCUUGGCCAAGGAUGCUCUGGAUAUGACCUUCGGCUUCACUGACCGGCCACAGCUCUUUCAUAAGUUUGGCCUCACUAAGGACACUGUGGUCCUAUUUAAGAAGUUUGAUGAGGGGCGAGCCGACUUCCUGGUAGAUGAUGAGCUUGGCCUGGACAUGGGGGACCUGUCUCGCUUCCUCGUCACACACAGCAUGCACCUAGUCACAGAGUUCAACAGCCAGACAUCUCCUAAGAUCUUUGCUGCCAGAAUUCUCAACCACCUGCUGCUGUUUGUGAACCAGACACUACCUCAGCACAGGGAGCUGUUGGCAGACUUCAGGGAGGCAGCUCCCCCGUUCCGGGGGCAGGUGCUGUUUGUGAUGGUGGACGUGGCUGCUGACAAUGGCCAUGUGCUACAGUACUUUGGCCUCAAGGCUGAGGAGGCCCCCACCCUGCGCCUGGUCAAUAUUGAGACCACCAAGAAAUAUGCACCUACAGGCAGGACACCCAUCACUGCAGCUUCUGUGACUGCUUUCUGCCACGCAGUCUUCCAUGGGGAAGUCAAGCCCUAUUUCCUGAGCCAGGAGGUACCCCCUGACUGGGACCAGCGGCCAGUCAAGACCCUCGUGGGCAAGAAUUUUGAGAAGGUGGCUUUUGAUGAAACCAAGAAUGUAUUUGUGAAGUUCUAUGCCCCAUGGUGUAGCCACUGCAGGGAGAUGGCCCCAGUCUGGGAGGCUCUGGCUGAGAAGUAUAAGGACCAUGAGGACAUUGUCAUUGCUGAGCUAGAUUCCACGGCCAACGAGCUAGAAGCCUUUGCUGUGGGCGGCUAUCCCACCCUCAAGUUCUUCCCUGCAGGGCCAGAUCGGAAGGUGAUAGAAUACAAAAGCACCAGGGACUUAGAAACAUUCUCCAAGUUCCUGGACAGUGGGGGUGACUUGCCUGAGGAGCCUGCAGUAUCCUCCCCGGAGCCACAGGCUAAUUCCACCCUGGGGCCCAAGGAGGAGCUGUAGCUGUUCUGUCACUGAACCCCAAGAAGUGGUGUCCUCAGUGUUGGAAGGAGCUGUGUGCUAUGAAUAAAGACUUUGUCCCAGAUUUUGUGUGGUUUCUGAGCAGAGCUGGUUGCUGGUCUGCCCAGCUUAGCCCCAGUCUCAGCAGUCUGGGGCCUAAUCCACUUCAAUGGGGCCUGACCCUUCAGGUGGGCUCCUGGCCCACUUGGACCUGCUUGGGCAAGAAUGAAGAACAAGUACUCAAGAUGUCACUGGCCCCUCAGAGGCCAGCACACCCACCAGCCCUGUCUCACUGGGUAGUAGAUAGUAUCCUCCAUGUCCAAGGCAGGUUCAAAAACUGUUUUAUUUCAUUAUUAGGCAAGUACCUUUGAAAAGAUAAAUUGUACAAGUCAUCGUGUGAAAAAUGGGCUGGGGCACCCCCUGCUGGCCCUGGCCUGAGAAAUGUACAUAUUUACAUGGGCCCUUGGAAAGGGACUAGACCCAUCUUGCUGAGCCAAGCUGGUGGCUUGGAGAUAGGCAAAGAGGCCUGAGGUGCUUGGCCGCCAGAUUCACACAGUGGCAGGCAAGAGACAGCUGUGUUGAAGGCACUCAGUGACAUGUACAAUUUACAGAGGCCCCACAGGAUCCCCUGUUCCUGGGCCUGGACCCAACCAGGUGCAACAACUGGUUCCAGAGGGAGAAGUGAACACCAGACAAGCCCAGGAGACUAGGUCAGCCUGCAUUCAGCAGCAAGGGUUGCUGGGGGCAUGAGGUGCUCCUGGUAUUGUGUAGGGUGGGGUGGGUAGGACUUCCUUUUUUUUUUUUUUUUUUUUUUUUUUUUUUUUUUUUU
Molecule: messenger RNA, 3089 nt
Organism: Nannospalax galili (Upper Galilee mountains blind mole rat)
Lineage: Eukaryota; Metazoa; Chordata; Mammalia; Rodentia; Spalacidae
Gene: Pdia2
Product: protein disulfide isomerase family A member 2
Exons: 10
Coding region: 875-2263 (462 amino acids)
Biological process (GO): protein folding; response to endoplasmic reticulum stress
Cellular component (GO): endoplasmic reticulum
Molecular function (GO): protein disulfide isomerase activity
Source: RefSeq, a predicted model, not a curated record